AUGUUCGCUGUUCCCUACUAUUACACAGCUGACGCAGCCACAUCGUCGAGUAUGACAAGAGAUGCAGAUAUUCUCAUUAUCGGUGCAGGCAUAUCGGGCGUCGGCUUCGCUAUACAGCUAGUCAGGCAAUUUGGUUCUAGGAACUUUCAAAUCAUUGAGAAAUCGGACAACAUUGGUGGAACAUGGUGGAUCAAUUCGUAUUCUGGAUGUGGUUGUGACCAGAUCCCUAGUCCUAGACGCUUAGCUAAAACUGUUAUUCUACUAACUUUUAAUAACUAUAAGAAGUAUAAUAUUAAAUUUAUACUUAAAAAUUUAUUAUUAUUAAAAAAGUUAAACUAA
Molecule: messenger RNA, 339 nt
Organism: Trichoderma reesei QM6a
Lineage: Eukaryota; Fungi; Ascomycota; Sordariomycetes; Hypocreales; Hypocreaceae
Exons: 11
Coding region: 1-339 (112 amino acids)
Source: RefSeq, a predicted model, not a curated record